Molecule: messenger RNA, 291 nt
Organism: Closterium sp. Naga37s-1
Lineage: Eukaryota; Viridiplantae; Streptophyta; Zygnematophyceae; Desmidiales; Closteriaceae
Source: the annotation of a GenBank genome assembly
AUGCAUGCCAGGACGAUGGCUCUCGACGAGGAUCAGCGGAAAGUCGUCGUUUUUCAGGGAAAUUACAAUGGUUCUGAGAAGCAGCCGAGCCAGUUUCCAGGAUUCUACGAUCUCCCUGCAGGCUAUGUUGAAAAUGAGGAGGGAAAUGGCGAGCUUUCCUGGUUCAAUGCUGGAGUGAGGGUUGGUGUGGGACUUGGACUUGGAAUGUGCAUUGGAGUGGGUAUCGGUGUUGGCCUUCUAAUCAAGACUUACCAGACAACUGCACGGUCGUUUCGUAGAACCCUCUUUUAG